GCGAGGGUUACAACCGAGAGGGUGGCUGCCGGCAAGGCAAGGGCUGUGUUUUUUUUUUUUUGACGCGCGUCAAUCGUCGUUUUUCCGUGUGCCGUAACAGAUGGCGAAGACAACGGGAAAACCAGCGGCAACGGCGGCCGAUAGCGAGAAACCACGUGAAACGGUCGGUCAAAUAAUUGUGGCUUCGGCGGACGAGCCGUUGGUCAAUGCUACGGACAGAAGGCAAACGGUGGUAGGCUGUCACCGGCAGACAGACAAACGGCAACGUUCCGCGCUGUCCGCAGUCGUCCUGUCUAUCGCCAUGGUCGUCUGCGCAGCGGCCAUUGACUGGGAACAAACGACCGAUGUUUGCCGUUACUGGAUAUCCAUGGCCGUGGAACUUGUGUCUGUUGCAGACCAAAAGUGCGCAAUAAUAUUACCAGAAUUCUUAGAAGAUGUACUACGGCCACCAAUAAAUUGCUCCUAUUGCAUGGGAAUGGAUUCUAUUGAGAAAGUAAUUAACUUGUCACCAAAAACAUUUGAAAAGCACUAUGCUUACACUGGACGACCGGUAGUGGCCGUCGACGCAUCAAAUAACAAAAAAUCUGGAGAUUUUGGAUUUAGACUUUUCAAAAACCUAUCUGAUUCCAAACUGUUGAAAGCAUGUCAGUUUUUUCCAUACAAAACAGAAUUCAACACGCUCGAAGAAGCUCUAGACAUGGAUGAACAGAGGGCUGUAAUGGCACCUGGCUAUGCACCAUGGUACAUAGGAUGGAGUAACUGCGAAACCAAAUCGAUCAAUCACCUGAAAAAACAUAUAACCCUACCAAAUUUUUUACCGACCCUAUCGGACAGCAAGCAAACCCUUUGGAUUUUUAUGGGAACGCCUGGACACGGAGCUCCCAUGCACGUGGACAAGGUGGGACACCCGUCGUGGCAAACGCAAAUCAGUGGAUACAAAAAGUGGACUUUGCGCACGCCGGUCGAAUGUUUGUUCACGUGCAGACGGCAGUUUGAGGUGCUCAUGGAACCGGGCUCAACGAUUAUUAUGGACACCAACAUUUGGUAUCAUAAAACGGAAACCAUCGGACAAGAUAUCAGUGUAACAGUGGGAGGCGAAUACGAUUGAAGUACAAGAUACACACAGAGUUUCUUAGUUGCUUAAUAAUUACAAAUCAUUCAAGCCCCAAAUCAAGUGCUUUUUUUUUAUUAUUUUAAAUAAAUAUACAUACACCAACCAUAAGAAUAAAUCCAAAACGUUUGUUUUA
Molecule: messenger RNA, 1247 nt
Organism: Sipha flava (yellow sugarcane aphid)
Lineage: Eukaryota; Metazoa; Arthropoda; Insecta; Hemiptera; Aphididae
Exons: 6
Coding region: 101-1108 (335 amino acids)
Source: RefSeq, a predicted model, not a curated record